Nasonia vitripennis (jewel wasp) is the source of this 2463-nucleotide messenger RNA. RefSeq lists its product as uncharacterized. The record is from RefSeq and is a predicted model, not a curated record. Lineage: Eukaryota; Metazoa; Arthropoda; Insecta; Hymenoptera; Pteromalidae. Gene Ontology annotation, biological process: DNA integration. The transcript is spliced from 3 exons. Gene Ontology annotation, molecular function: nucleic acid binding. Bases 1 to 2463 code for a protein of 820 amino acids.
AUGUAUGAGCCAGAUAUAGAAUUUAGGAACCAUGAUAAUACCGUCAAUAAGCCUGCAGGAAUGUUCAAAGGUGUAACUGUGAGUCUGAACAAUAAGAUAAUAAAAGCUGAUUUAUAUGUAACUGAAUCGUCCGGGCCGCCGAUUAUAGGCAGAGCGUGGCUCAAAGCACUAGGAUUAUGGCCUCUAUUUAAAGACCUAGAUCUGCAUAUAGUUAAAAAUAAAAUUGAUGGAUCGUUCAAUAGGGCCAAGAUCAGGUUAGAAUUAAAGGAUGAUGCUAAACCGAUAUACGAGUUAGCGCGAUCUGUACCUUUUGCUUUAAAGGAUAAAAUAGAAAAAGAAUUAGAUAGAUUGGUAGAAGAAAAAAUAUUGGAACCAGUAGAAAUGAGCGAAUGGGCUACCCCGAUCGUGCCGAUACUAAAACCGAAUGGAGAUGUUCGACUUUGCGGAGCUUUCAAUGGCUUGUUUAAAUGCCUGUAUAUGAUGUACGGUAUAUCAUCGGGACCUGGGUAUUUUCAAAAGCAAAUUGAGGAAGUUUUGAAAAAUAUAAACGGAGUCGCGGUGGUAGCAGACGACGUAGUGGUAACGGGAAGUGAUGAUGAGGAACAUUUGCGAAAUUUAGAUAUAGUAUUAACGCGUUUAGAAGAAUGCGGUUUGAAAGGACGAGUAAACAAAUGCGAAUUUUUCAAAGAUGAAGUUAAUUAUCUAGGAUAUAAGUUACGGGAUGACACUAUUACAAUAAAUGAAGAAAAGUAUAGAGCAAUAGUUGAUAUGAAAGAACCGGAAAAUCACAAAGAAUUACAGUUAUUAUUAGGUAAAAUCAAUUAUUAUGGCAGGUUAUUUAAAGAUCGUGCUAAAAUUCUAGCACCAUUAUAUAAUUGCAGUAAUUCGAGAAUUUUUGAGUGGGAUCAAAAUUGCAAAGAAGCGUUUGAAAGAGCGAAAAUAGAAUUAAAAAGCGUGCUUGUAAACUACAAUCCAUCUUUACCAUUAAAAUUAACAUGUGAUGCGUCCCCAAAAGGGCUGGGUGCGUAUAUCAGCCAGCCUUAUGAAGACGGCGAUAGACCGGUAGCGUUUGCAUCAACGAGGUUGACAGCCGCGCAAGAAAAUUACUCGCAAAUUGAUAAAGAAGCAGCUGCGAUAAUAUUUGGAGUAACUAAGUUUUAUGAUUAUUUAUUCGGACGUAAAUUUCUUUUAAAAACGGAUAAUAAACCGUUAUCUAGGAUCUUCUCUCCUGAAAAGGGUAUACCAAAAAUGGCUACGAGUAGAUUGCAAAAUUGGAGUUACUUUCUAUCGGCAUUUGAUUAUGAAAUAGAGUACAUUAGUACAAGAGAUAAUAUUGUGGCUGAUACUUUAUCGAGAUUACCGAUAAAUUAUGUAGAAAGUAAUGAUGUUUUAGAAACUGAAGGCCGAUUUACGUAUUUACACUAUGUAUAUUCAACAAACAUAACAUGUUUAAAUUUCAAAGCAGUAGCACGCGAAACUGCUAAAAACGAGACUCUAUCCAUUGUGAAGCGGAUGGUAAUAGAAGGAUGGCCUGACUGUAGUCUUAAAAGUUGGCCCAAUGAGUUGCAACCAUAUGCACUGCGUAAAGACGAAAUUCACGUCGAAAAAGAAUGUUUAAUGUGGGGACAGAGAGUUAUCGUUCCACCUAAAUUAAGAGAAAAGGUAAUCGAAAAAUUGCACGAAAGUCACUUUGGGAUAGUUAAAAUGAAGAGUUUGGCAAGGUCGGUGGUUUGGUGGCCUAAUAUAGACAAAAAUUUAGAAGAUAAAUCUAAAUAUUGCAAAUGGUGUGUUGAAUCUAAAGACAAUCCAAUUAGAAUGGAAUUAACUCCAUGGCCAUGGCCAAGCCAACCUUGGCAAAGACUUCAUGCAGACUUUGCGGGGCCAUAUUUGGGGCAAACUUACCUUUUAGUAAUCGAUGCCUAUUCUAAGUGGCCUGAAAUUUUCAUUAUGAAAAAUAUAUCAGCAGAAGCAACGAUAGAAAAAUUCCGAGAAAUGUUUACAACGCAUGGGCUACCGAACCAUAUUGUAACUGAUUCAGGAACGCAGUUUACGAGCGACGAAUACAAAAAGUUUCUCAAGCAAUUAGGAAUAAAACAAGAUUUUUCAGCGCCGAAACAUCCAGCGACAAAUGGAGCUGCGGAAAAUCUUGUAAAAACAUUUAAGCGUAAACUCAAAGCGAUUGUACAAAGCUCGAAAGUAGAUGUGAAAAUUGCUAUACAAAUGUUUUUAUUCUCAUACAGAACAACAAAACAUGCAACAACGAAUGAAACUCCGGCCAACUUGUUGUUUAAAAGAGAACUGAAAACUCCUUUGUUAUUAUUACGGCCAGAAACGAGAUAUCACGUUGAAUCAAAGCAAUAUAUGCAAAAAAAGCACUUCAAAGGUAGUAGAAAAGAAAACUUUGAAGAAGGCGACGUAAUAAUGGCAAAGGAUUUUCGAAAACAUCACCCGGAAAUGUCGUAA